GCUCAGUGCCAUGGAAUCCUGGAACUCCUGCCGACAACCUCUUCCCCCCCCCCCUGCGGACUACAUUUCCCAGAAGGCCGGGCGGCUGUGACGUCGUGCUUCGCCGCGUGCCCUGCGAUUGGCAGUUGCCUUCCUUGGCCGACGGACCCGCAGGCCCGGCAUCAAAGAACUGAAUGGAUAUUGAAGCUGCCCGUGGGCCCUGACGGGAUGGUUGGCUAUGACCCAGACUCCAAGUGCUCAUCCCUUUCUACGGGGGAAAUCGCGUCAGCUGGAUCAGCAUCUGGGUUGGUCACUCGGGCACUGAUCAGCCCCUUUGAUGUCCUGAAGAUCCGUUUUCAGCUUCAGAUAGAGCAACUGUCAUCCAGAAAUCCACAGGCCAAGUAUUAUGGUAUUUGGCAGGCAUUUUGGACGAUUCAUCAAGAGGAAGGACCAAGAGCUUUCUGGAAGGGCCACGUCCCUGCUCAGCUCCUCUCAAUAACCUAUGGGGCUGUCCAAUUUGUAAGCUUUGAACUUCUGACAAAGUUGGUGCACCAUGCCACAUCUUAUGAUGCCCGUGACUUUGCUGUGCACUUUGUUUGUGGUGGGAUGUCUGCUUGUGCUGCCACUGUGACAGUUCAGCCUCUAGACACGCUGCGCACCCGCCUUGCUGCCCAGGGGGAGCCAAAGAUUUACAAGAAUCUCCGCCAUGCUGUGGUAAGCAUGUAUCAGAGAGAAGGGCUGCGGAAUUUUUAUAGGGGGCUCAGUCCUACCAUCAUUGCUGUUGUCCCCUAUGCUGGCUUCCAGUUUUCUUUUUAUAGUCUUUUGAAGAAGCUAUAUAACUGGAUUGUCCCAAGUGAAGAAAUGAAAAAAGGAAAUAUUAAAAACUUUGUGUGUGGCAGCUGUGCUGGAGUCCUCAGCAAAACCCUCACUUAUCCUUUUGACCUGUUCAAGAAACGGCUGCAGGUGGGCGGCUUUGAACAAGCUCGUGCAUCCUUUGGGCAGGUGCGGACUUACGCAGGUUUGUUGGACUGCGCCCAACAGAUUGCACGGGAUGAAGGCCUCCGGGGAUUUUUCAAGGGCCUCUCCCCAAGCCUGCUGAAAGCUGCUUUUUCGACAGGCUUCACUUUCUUUUGGUAUGAGCUCUUCUGUGGCCUCCUUAGCACCCUGAAGGAUUCAGGUGCCUCAAAGUUGCCAAAAGGCUGAUGCCCACAAGAGUCUCUGUCAGCAGUGCUUCUUGCUGAAAUGUUCUAUCAGCCUUGCCAUUGUAUGCGGAGGGAGUGCGGAAAGGGUUGCAGUGUUGCUUUUGUCUUUUUUGUCAAAGCACCAAAUGCAUAUUACUUAUCCAUUUGGUGCAUACAGAAGGAGGUUGCUACAUUGUGGGCCUGUCUUCCUGCCAACAACUGCUGCCCUGUUCACUUCCUCUACUUUCUGCUGUGAAACAAGCCUGGAUUCCUGGAAGAGUUCUACAAAUAUCAAACUGAGCAAGUUUUCUCAAAUGAUGGGGAAACUUCUUGCCCUGUUAGUCUCUUUUCACCAGUCCCCUUACUGGAACUAUUUUAACUUCCCCCUCUUAAAGACACUGCCCCCCAGUUGACUAUUGCUCUCAACUUAGUUCCUGGCCAAGCUUCUCCAAUACUGACAAUAAGUCAGGAGUGCACAUUUCUUUGCUGGAAGUAUUAUCUUAAUCGCGUGGUGCAUUCAGUUCAGGCAGUGAAAGCGUAGUGCCUCAAACUGGACUGUGUCGGGUUUUGUCCCUUGUUUUUAUGUCCAUGGUCUUAAAAGGCAUUGUGACACCCUAGUGUUUCUCCAAUGGUAGAGACCACCGUAUAAAUACAUAGACUAAAUAGCAUGCUACCAAAGGAAGGAAAGCCUAAAGAUGCUUUCUUCAGGUGCAUCCAGCUAUGAAUAGUGGGAGUGGCACUGCAUCCACUGCCCAUUUGUCUUCUGUGCCAACAGUCCCACUGCUGUUUGUAUUUUACUCGCACACCUGGACCCACUCAUGUCUGCAUUGUUACGGCCUGUCAAAUGGCAGGUGCUAUUGCUGUAGUUAUGCAGCAGACCAAGAAACAAGGUGUUUUGCAUUUUUACAACACUGCACUUUUAUUUUAAUGCACAAUUGAUUAAUCAAUCUUGUAGAAAGUGGCUUUUUGAACAUGUUGGUUCUUCUUUUGUUCAGUAAUGCAGAAAAGGCCUUCCAAUGCUAAUUUACAUGAACUGUAAUUUUCUCACUCUGUGUCUCUUUGAUCAAUAUUUGUAUAUUAAUUACUAUACAUUUACAACCUCUGGGAUACAUUUUAUUCCAGAACGGUUCCAGUGCAGAUAAAAGAGAUACUUUAUUUGGAGCAAACAUUGUGGAGACAACUAAUAUGGUACAUUUCCCUGCUGUUCUUAUGUAUAAAGCACCAUGCAAGUACAGUCAGCCAUCCAUACUGUAUUUGCUGGGGCCAGGGGCACAGGACCUUCCUUAUUUGUGGAAAACCACAAAUAACAAACACCCUAAGAUAAUACUUCUGUAUGAAUCUAGUUCUUCCAUUGAAAUUUUGGUCAACAUCUGCUGGAAGUUGACCAUAAAAUUCCACUGCAGGAUCUAGACAUGCCCGAGAGACUAUAUUACUCAAAUCCAUUAAUAAUCAAAUCUGCAAAAGUCAAAGCUGCAAAUGUGAGGGCUGACUGUAGAAUCAGCCUGAAAAUAUUCUGGUCAACUCCUAUUGCAUUUUUGGAAUGGGAUAGAGGAAUUAUUUGGAUAUACAGGGUUUUUGUUUACAUAUGGAAAGGCUGUGUUCUAAUAAACUGGAUAUCUUUCAGGACUUCACCACAUCAGCCUUUUGUCUCUCAGCAAUCAUGUUGUAGAAGCAAAGAGGGACAACAUACCUGUUCAAAAACAAUCACUGAUGAUUGUGUUAUUAUGCCCCUGCCCUUUGCUUCUCAUCUCCUGGUCUUCUUCUUUCCUGUCUUACCUUAUCUUUGUCCCUUGCUCUUUCUGUAGGCUUUGCAAAAUGGAUUUUUACGCCUGAAAAAAUAUUUUUUAUCAUAGGAGCAGAUGUGGGUUCCUUUCUUUUUCUCUCUUUAUUUAAAUAUUCCUUACUUUGUUGGAGACAACAGUUCUGCAGGGGAGGAGAGUGGUGACCAGCCCAAAGGGAAAUGUGUGUCGGAUUAAAGGGGGAUAUUUCCUGGGGCAGGGAAGGAGAGAAAUCAAAGCUAACUUUACUCAGCCUCUCUCUCCCUUCCCUGGGGCUCACCAACCUCAGUCUGCUUAGGAAGAGUGUAGGGAGAGAAUCAAGCCCUCUCAAACAGCAAAACGGAACAAUCAAUAGGUUGUUCUCAUCAGUGAAAUAAUGCACUCCAUUAAUUAUUUAAAUGCAAAGUAACAAUGGGAGAGGCACACUGUCAUAUCCUAAGCACCAGCUCAGAUGCUAUUAUCUUGCUGCGAUUGCGUUUUACUAGCCUUGUGAUAAAGUCCUCAGCCUUCCCCUCCCUCCAUUGCCUACGCCUUCUGUCAUAUAGAUUCAAAUUAAUCUUGUGCCUUAUAUUAAUUGCAUAUCCAGAUACAUAUUGUUCAGCAGCACUUUAUGCCUAAUAUAUUCAGUGUCACCUUUUGAUUUCUUGCAGAGGAAGUAACUUAUACUUCUAGGACCAUGUCUGUCACAGUACUUGUUGGGAACACUUGAUGUGUAGGGGAGAAAAACAUUUCAGGGUUAAUGAUUGUGGUGACUUUUAUUUUUUGACUCUCGUUGUUUUAUUAGAGCCUAAUCCAUUAUGGCUUUUCUAUAUUUCCAUAUGAAGAGUUAUUUUUCAAGGGAAGGACCUAUAAGGAUUUGGGCCAGCCUAUAUGAAACAUAUGUUUCUGUUUGAAAAAUAAAUAAAUGUAUUUAACAUGAA
Messenger RNA from Anolis carolinensis (green anole), 3858 nucleotides. It is a transcript of the gene slc25a19, whose product is annotated as solute carrier family 25 member 19. The transcript is spliced from 7 exons. Gene Ontology annotation, cellular component: mitochondrial inner membrane. Gene Ontology annotation, molecular function: thiamine transmembrane transporter activity. Lineage: Eukaryota; Metazoa; Chordata; Lepidosauria; Squamata; Anolidae. Gene Ontology annotation, biological process: thiamine pyrophosphate transmembrane transport. Bases 208 to 1182 code for a protein of 324 amino acids. The record is from RefSeq and is a predicted model, not a curated record.